AUGGAGAUAAACAGUCUCAAGUUAUACUCGGCCUAUGUGAUCCUAGCCGUACUUCUUCUACGACUACUCACCAACCGAUAUAAGCGAGGGCUUCGAGAUAUCCCUGGCCCAACAUUGGCAAAGUACUCGCGUUUAUGGAAGCUCCAUAGUGUCUGGAAAGGCGAUCAUCACCUCACAGAUAUUGAUCUGCAUCGUAAGCAUGGACCAUUGGUGCGAAUUGGCCCAAAUCAUAUCUCAGUCGGCGAUCCCAAUGCGAUUCCUAUUAUUUAUGGGCUGAACAAAGGAUUCACCAAGUCAAUAUCAUGGAACAAAAAGCCCCAAAUGAACCUCUUCUCGACGAGAGAUGAGAUUUAUCACCGCAACCAAAAGCGAAACAUAGCCAACGCUUAUAGCCUCACCUCUCUUCUGGAAAUGGAACCAGCAGUCGACUCCUGCACUGCAAUGUUCACCUCCCAACUCGCCAAAUUCGCCGAUAGCAAAACCCCGAUCGACCUCGGCAUCUGGCUCCAAUACUACGCCUUUGAUGUCGUCGGCGAAAUGACCUUUGCCAAGAAGCUGGGAUUCCUCCAAGAAGGACGUGAUAUCGACGGUAUGAUUGGGGCUAUCCAGGGUAUGCUUGUAUAUGCCAGUCUAUGUGGCCAGAUCCCUGAGAUGCAUAAUGUUCUUCUUGGGAAUCCUCUUUUCCCGAUCUUCGUCCCUAGCAUGGAGUCUUGGAAUCAGGUCGUGCAGUUUACUUUGAAGGCUAUGAAUUCUCGUGUAUCACUCCAGCGAGACGGUGAAAUUGAUCAGGAUGGGAAAGAUGGAGGGAAGGAUAUGCUGUCUCGGUGGAUGGCGAUGCAUCGUGCUGACCCGGAGAAGUUUUCGACCAGAGAUGCUAUUGUCCAUUUGUCUGCGAAUGUGUUUGCUGGAUCGGAUACUACGGCCAUUGCACUUCGUGCCAUUUUAUACUUCCUCAUGCGCAACCCGGAUAUCAUGGCCAAAGUACAAGCGGAGAUUGAUACCGCAGUCCUCGAGGGAAAAGCCGGCAAUCCUAUUUCCUACCGCGAAUCGUUGGCUCAUCUCCCAUACAUGAGUGCUGUCAUCAAAGAGGCAUUGAGGCUUCAUCCGUCUGUGGGUUUAAUCCUUGAGCGUGAGGUACCGAAGCCAGGCGUGACGAUCUCUGAGAAGUAUAUACCUGCUGGGACGACCGUUGGCAUCAAUGCGUGGGUGGUGAAUCGAAAUAGUCAGGUCUUCUAUGAUGCAGACUCGUUUAUUCCAGAGCGUUGGAUCAAUAGUUCGCCAGAGAAUCUGAAAGAGAUGGACCAUAGCAUCUUUACCUUUGGGGCUGGGUCGCGGACUUGUCUUGGGAAGAAUAUCUCAUUCAUUGAGAUGCAUAAGAUUGUGCCGCAGUUGCUGCGAGAAUUCGACAUCCGACUGCAUCGCUCAGGGGGAUGGAAGACGAGGAACAUUUGGUUUGUGCAGCAAGAUGGGUUGGUUUGCGAUCUUGUACGGAGGAAUGGGAGAUAG
Penicillium canescens is the source of this 1506-nucleotide messenger RNA. RefSeq names its product cytochrome P450. The coding region runs from base 1 to 1506 and encodes 501 amino acids. Lineage: Eukaryota; Fungi; Ascomycota; Eurotiomycetes; Eurotiales; Aspergillaceae. The transcript has 2 exons. The record is from RefSeq and is a predicted model, not a curated record. Gene Ontology annotation, molecular function: monooxygenase activity; iron ion binding; heme binding.